Drosophila busckii is the source of this 2822-nucleotide messenger RNA. Its product is annotated as endoplasmic reticulum metallopeptidase 1. NCBI's taxonomy places the organism in Eukaryota, Metazoa, Arthropoda, Insecta, Diptera, Drosophilidae. Gene Ontology annotation, molecular function: metalloexopeptidase activity. The record is from RefSeq and is a predicted model, not a curated record. Bases 121 to 2805 code for a protein of 894 amino acids. Gene Ontology annotation, biological process: proteolysis. The transcript has 10 exons.
UCAAGUGAAGCUAACAGAGCCGGUUCGUGUGCUUACUGUAAAUUAAAACGAUCGAGAGUGCCGCCACUUAAGAGAGCGCAAACAGCUGUUUGAGUGUUCAAGUGAACGCAACUAGUUCCAAUGAGCGAUGAUAAGAAGAAUGUGCGUCGCCGCGUCAUAACGCCGACAACAGAUCAAAAUAAUACAGAUCCAUUGCUGGCCAAGGCAGCAGCAUACGCUGGCGAUGAGCAAAUCAAUGGCUGCGAGCGCGUCUUCGUUAGUCGCAACAAGAUCAAAUGGUACUGGGCGCCUGUGUUCCUAGGCGCUUGGCUGCUGCUCUAUUGCUGCAUUUCCAUACCCGCUUUUCAUCAUUUGCCACGCCCACUUAGCAUUAAAGAUGAGGCCAAGUAUCCCGAACGUUUUAUUGCAGAACGCGCCGAGCUGAAUUUGCAGCGUUUGGUGUCGCUGGGUCCACGCGUUGUGGGCAGCCGUGAGAAUGAAAUGGGCGCUGUCAAAAUUAUGACGGGCACGUUGCAGAAAAUGCGCGCCGAGCUGGGCAAUCUACAUGACUUUGAGGUGGACGUGCAGGUUGCCUCCGGCAGUUAUAUACACUGGAAUGCGGUCAACAUGUAUCAGAGCAUACAGAAUUUUGUGGUCAAGGUUAGUCCCAAGGGCAGCAACAGCAGCACGUGGGUGCUGGUCAACAGUCAUUAUGAUACGGUGCCCAAUGGACCGGGUGCAGGUGAUGAUGGCUCCAUGGUAGCCACCAUGCUGGAGACCAUACGCGUGCUGAGCAAGUCCAAGAUAGCGCUGAAGCAUCCCGUUGUAUUUCUAUUCAAUGGCGCCGAGGAGAAUCCACUGCAGGCAUCGCAUGCGUUUAUUACACAACACAAAUGGGCCAAGAACUGCAAAGCGCUCAUCAAUUUGGACUCAGCUGGCAGCGGUGGUCGCGAAAUUCUUUUCCAGUCCGGCCCCAAUCAUCCUUGGCUAAUGAAGAGUUAUCGUCGCGCUAUUAAACAUCCUUAUGCCUCUACAAUGGCUGAGGAAAUGUUUCAACACAAUUUUAUACCCUCGGAUACAGAUUUUCGCAUAUUUCGUGAUCAUGGCGCGCUGCCUGGCUUGGAUAUGGCUUAUCAAUACAAUGGUUAUGUGUAUCAUACAAGCUUUGAUCGUGCUGAGAUUAUACCACGCGGCAGCUUUCAAAAUACGGGCGACAAUUUGCUGGCGCUGGUGCGUGAAAUUUCAAGCGCUCCUGAGCUGGAAGACACUUCGAAACAUGCUGAGGGCCACACUGUUUACUAUGAUGUAAUGGGCUGGUUUCUGGUGUUUUAUACCGAAACUGAGGGCAUUAUUUUAAAUGUUUUUGUCUCGCUGGCUGCUAUACUGACCUGCAGCUUGGCCAUUAAGCUGAUGAGCCAGAACACAGGCAUUAAGCUGGAGAAAAUGCUGAAGCGCACACUGCACACUUUUGUUGUCUUGAUUCUGGCUGUGCUGGCGGGCGCUGUGCUUGCCAUUAUAAUGGGCUGCUUCAUGGAUCUGGUGCAUUUACCUUUGUCUUGGUUUACACACAAUUGGCUGGCGCUGGGCUUGUACUUUUGUCCUUUCUUCUUUGGUCUGGCCAUGGUGCCGGCACUUUACUUUCAUUAUACGGCAACGGAUCGCUUUCCCAUUGGUCAACGCGUGCAAUUGCUGCUGCAUUGCCACUGCCUGUUCUUGGCGCUGCUAACGCUGGUGCUGACCAUUUGCGGCAUUCGCUCCACAUUUGUGCUGAUGAUUAGCUGUUUGUUCUACACCGUAGCCCUGAUUUUCAAUUUGGCCACCAAGCUGUACAGUCGCAACGUUGCCUGGGUUAUACCCGUUAUAGUCUGCAUGGUGCCGCCUUUUCUGUUCUACACUUACUUCACGCACGGAUUCUUUUGCGCUUUCAUACCCAUGUUUGGACGCUUUGGCAAUGGCGUUAAUCCCGAUUUGAUUUUGGCUGUGUUCAGCAUUGCUGUCGGCAGCUUAAUUGGCGGCUUCAUUGUGCCACUGCUCAACAUGUUCCGCAAAUCCAAGACUAUUAUAAGCUGCCUAAUGGGCAUUACAUUGCUGUGCAUUAUUUUGGCUUGCACACCACUUGGAUUUCCCUAUCGCCCUGAAACGAAUGUGCAGCGCUUUGCUGUUUUGCAUGCCAAGCGCACAUUCCAUGAUGUCAACAACAAUACGAGACGCACUGACAGCGGCUACUUUAUCAUGCCACAGGACAGACGCACUUACUCGGUUAAAAAACAUCUCAUCAACAUGACUUUGGCACAAAAUGUGGAUAACGAUUGCCGCGAUGAAACUCUUUGUGGUCUGCCGCUCUACAAUAUGCGUUGGCACAAGAGGAGAGCACACAGCUUAUGGAUACCUGCCUCAGAGCCUGUACUGGGCACACCACCUGUUAUUAAAGUGCUGUCCAAGCAGCAGCUUUCGCCCAGCAAAAUACGCUUUGAAAUGCAGCUCUCUGGUCCCGAUCACAUGGGCAUCUUUAUACAGCCACUGAAUGGCGUGCGUGUGGAUAAUUGGUCCUUCCAUCAAACACCGCUGCGACUGAACUACAAGCCGCCCUAUUUUAUUUACUUUAGCUACGGCGUUAAUGGUGAUCCGCUUAAAUUCUGGCUAGAGCUGGAGAAACCCAAUGGUGAUUGGAAGUCACCCAUACUGGAAUUGGGCAUUGGUGGUCAUUGGAUACAUCAUAAGGAAUUGCAAACUUCCGAUUUUAAUAAAUUCUUGAAAAGUUUUCCCAAAUAUGUGGAUACAGCUGCUUGGCCAGCUUCUUAUGAAACUUGGAUGUACUCCAAGUAAAGCAUUCAAUUGAAAUU